Messenger RNA from Chelonus insularis, 7514 nucleotides. It is a transcript of the gene Prp8, whose product is annotated as pre-mRNA processing factor 8. NCBI's taxonomy places the organism in Eukaryota, Metazoa, Arthropoda, Insecta, Hymenoptera, Braconidae. Gene Ontology annotation, biological process: spliceosomal tri-snRNP complex assembly; mRNA splicing, via spliceosome. The transcript has 5 exons. Gene Ontology annotation, cellular component: U5 snRNP; catalytic step 2 spliceosome. The record is from RefSeq and is a predicted model, not a curated record. The coding region runs from base 168 to 7295 and encodes 2375 amino acids. Gene Ontology annotation, molecular function: U2 snRNA binding; U5 snRNA binding; U1 snRNA binding.
UGCUUACCUCCAUUUGACUAUAAAUUCUGUUUCAAUGGUUUUGUACAUAACGGUAGAGUUAUUUUAUUCGUUCGGCUAGAGUUUGAGUAAAUAAUUAAAUCAAGAUUAUGCGAUAAGUACUGUGAAUUUAUUAUUUUCGAUUGUUUAUAUAAGAAUAAACGACCAUCAUGUCGAUUCCACCAUAUCUUUUGGGACCCAAUCCAUGGGCUACAAUGAUAGCUCAGCAGCAAGCACACGUUCAAUUGGCAGCGGUCCAAGCUCAUGCUCAAGCCGCCGCUCAUGCUCAUGCUGCUCAUCAUGCUGCUCAUGUUCAAGCUAUGGCAGGUCCACCACUUCCUCAAAUGCCUAAACAACCAGAAGUUUUAUCAGAAGAAAAACUUCAAGAAAAAGCGCAAAAAUGGCAACAAUUACAAUCAAAACGUUUUGCUGAAAAGCGAAAAUUUGGUUUUGUAGAUGCGCAAAAAGAGGAUAUGCCUCCGGAACAUAUUCGAAAAAUUAUACGCGAUCAUGGAGAUAUGAGUAGUCGAAAAUACCGACAUGACAAACGGGUUUAUUUAGGAGCUUUAAAGUAUAUGCCUCAUGCAGUCAUGAAACUUUUAGAGAAUAUGCCAAUGCCUUGGGAACAAAUAAGAGAUGUCAAAGUACUUUACCAUAUCACAGGCGCAAUCACAUUUGUCAAUGAAAUUCCGUGGGUCAUUGAGCCAGUUUAUAUUGCUCAAUGGGGUACAAUGUGGAUUAUGAUGAGACGUGAGAAAAGAGAUCGAAGACAUUUUAAGAGAAUGCGAUUUCCACCUUUUGAUGACGAAGAACCACCACUCGACUAUGCUGAUAACGUUUUGGAUGUUGAACCUCUUGAAGCCAUUCAAAUUGAACUAGAUUCUGAAGAAGACCAAUCUGUGGCAUCUUGGUUUUAUGAACAUAAACCAUUAGUUGGAACAAAACACAUUAACGGAUCAACUUACCGGAGAUGGAACUUAACACUCCCACAAAUGGCAACACUUUAUCGUUUAGCAAAUUCGCUACUUACUGAUUUAGUAGAUCAAAACUUUUUCUAUCUUUUUGAUCCUAAAUCCUUCUUUACUGCAAAAGCUUUAAACAUGGCCAUUCCUGGUGGCCCGAAGUUUGAACCUUUAGUAAAAGAUUCAAAUGCUGCUGAUGAGGAUUGGAAUGAAUUCAAUGAUAUUAAUAAAAUCAUUAUUCGACAACCAAUUCGGACAGAAUAUAGAAUUGCUUUUCCAUAUCUCUACAAUAACAUGCCUCACUUCGUUCAUCUUUCUUGGUAUCACGCUCCAAACGUAGUUUACAUCAAAACAGAAGAUCCUGAUUUACCGGCAUUUUAUUUUGAUCCUUUAAUCAAUCCAAUUUCUCAUCGUAAUUCAUUGAAAACAAUAGAAUCUACAAUUGAAGAAGAUGAAGAUUUUGUUCUCGAUGAAGAUAUACAACCAUUUCUUCAAGAAACUCCACUUUAUACUGAUAAUACUGCAAAUGGAAUUGCUUUACUUUGGGCUCCAAGACCCUUUAACACUCGGUCAGGAAGAACACGAAGAGCUAUUGAUAUUCCCUUAGUAAAAUCUUGGUAUAGAGAACAUUGCCCUCCUGGCCAACCGGUCAAAGUUCGUGUUAGUUAUCAGAAACUUUUAAAAUAUUUUGUUCUAAAUGCAUUAAAGCACCGACAUCCAAAACCUCAAAAGAAACGCUAUCUCUUUAGAUCCUUCAAAUCAACAAAAUUUUUCCAAACUACUACCAUAGAUUGGGUAGAAGCAGGGCUGCAAGUAUGUCGUCAAGGUUAUAACAUGUUAAAUCUUUUGAUUCAUCGUAAGAAUCUAAACUAUCUUCAUUUAGAUUACAACUUUAAUUUAAAACCAGUUAAAACAUUGACUACUAAAGAAAGAAAAAAAUCACGUUUCGGUAAUGCAUUUCACUUGUGCCGUGAAAUUCUCCGAUUAACAAAAUUAAUUAUUGAUUCACAUGUACAAUAUAGAUUGAAUAAUGUUGAUGCUUUUCAACUUGCUGAUGGUCUCCAGUAUAUUUUUGCUCAUGUUGGUCAAUUAACCGGAAUGUAUAGGUAUAAAUACAAAUUGAUGAGACAAAUUAGAAUGUGCAAAGAUUUAAAACACUUAAUAUAUUAUCGUUUCAAUACUGGACCUGUUGGUAAAGGUCCAGGAUGUGGAUUUUGGGCUCCAGGUUGGCGGGUUUGGUUAUUCUUUAUGAGAGGUAUUACUCCAUUGCUGGAAAGAUGGCUAGGUAAUUUACUUUCACGACAAUUCGAAGGUCGUCACUCUAAAGGAGUUGCUAAAACAGUGACUAAACAGCGGGUGGAGUCACAUUUUGAUCUCGAAUUAAGAGCGUCUGUAAUGCACGAUAUUGUUGAUAUGAUGCCAGAAGGAAUAAAACAAAACAAAGCACGUACUAUUCUUCAACACUUGAGUGAAGCUUGGAGAUGUUGGAAAGCUAAUAUUCCUUGGAAAGUACCAGGAUUACCAAUACCUAUAGAAAACAUGAUUUUACGUUAUGUUAAAAUGAAAGCUGACUGGUGGACUAAUACUGCUCAUUACAAUCGAGAGAGAAUUCGAAGAGGUGCAACGGUUGAUAAAACCGUUUGUAAAAAGAAUCUUGGACGAUUAACUAGAUUAUAUUUGAAGGCAGAACAAGAGCGACAACAUAAUUAUUUGAAAGAUGGUCCUUACAUUUCUCCAGAGGAAGCCGUUGCAAUUUAUACGACUACAGUUCAUUGGUUAGAGUCAAGAAGAUUUGCUCCAAUUCCGUUUCCACCUCUUUCUUAUAAGCACGAUACAAAACUUUUAAUCCUAGCAUUAGAACGUCUAAAAGAAGCCUACAGUGUUAAAUCACGGCUAAACCAAAGUCAAAGAGAAGAAUUGGGACUUAUUGAACAGGCUUACGAUAAUCCUCAUGAGGCUCUAUCACGUAUCAAACGUCACUUACUUACUCAGAGAGCUUUUAAGGAAGUAGGAAUUGAAUUUAUGGAUCUUUAUAGUCAUUUGAUUCCAGUUUAUGAUGUUGAACCUCUUGAAAAAAUUACCGAUGCUUAUCUAGAUCAAUAUUUGUGGUAUGAAGCUGAUAAAAGACGACUCUUUCCACCAUGGGUUAAACCUUCAGACUCUGAACCUCCUCCAUUGCUUGUUUAUAAAUGGUGUCAAGGUAUUAAUAAUCUCCAAGAUGUUUGGGACGUAAAUGAAGGAGAAUGUAAUGUCUUACUUGAGUCCAAAUUUGAAAAAUUAUAUGAAAAGAUUGAUCUUACUUUAUUGAAUCGAGUUCUACGUUUAAUCGUUGAUCACAAUAUUGCUGAUUACAUGACAGCGAAAAACAAUGUUGUUAUUAACUAUAAAGAUAUGAAUCAUACUAACAGUUAUGGUAUCAUUCGUGGUUUGCAAUUUGCUUCAUUUAUCGCUCAAUAUUAUGGACUUGUCUUGGAUUUAUUAGUGUUGGGUCUUCAGAGAGCUAGUGAAAUGGCUGGACCGCCACAAAUGCCCAAUGAUUUUUUAACAUUCCAAGACGUUGCUUCAGAAACAGCACAUCCUAUCAGAUUAUAUUGUCGAUAUGUUGAUAGAAUUCAUCUAUUUCUUCGAUUUUCUGCUGAUGAAGCCAGAGAUUUAAUUCAACGUUAUCUUACAGAACAUCCCGAUCCUAACAAUGAAAAUAUUGUUGGAUAUAAUAAUAAAAAAUGUUGGCCUAGAGAUGCUCGUAUGAGAUUGAUGAAACAUGAUGUUAAUCUAGGUAGAGCAGUUUUUUGGGAUAUUAAAAAUCGUCUACCACGAUCUACAACAACUAUCCAAUGGGAAAAUAGUUUUGUUAGUGUUUAUUCUAAAGAUAAUCCAAAUUUACUCUUCAACAUGAGUGGAUUUGAAUGCAGAAUUCUUCCAAAAUGCCGAACAACUCAUGAAGAAUUCACUCACAGAGAUGGAGUUUGGAAUUUGCAGAAUGAAAUUACUAAAGAGCGAACAGCUCAAUGUUUUCUCAGAGUUGAUGAUGAGAGUCUUCAGAGAUUCCACAAUAGAGUGAGACAAAUUUUAAUGGCUUCAGGAUCUACAACAUUUACGAAAAUUGUUAACAAAUGGAAUACUGCAUUAAUUGGGUUAAUGACUUAUUUCAGAGAGGCUGUAGUGAAUACACAAGAACUUUUAGAUCUCUUAGUGAAAUGUGAAAAUAAAAUUCAAACUCGUAUAAAAAUCGGACUGAAUUCUAAAAUGCCUUCAAGAUUCCCACCUGUUGUAUUUUACACACCUAAGGAACUCGGUGGGCUUGGUAUGCUGUCUAUGGGACACGUAUUAAUUCCUCAGUCUGAUUUACGAUGGUCUAAACAAACUGACGUUGGAAUAACUCAUUUUAGAUCAGGUAUGAGUCACGAUGAAGAUCAAUUAAUUCCAAAUUUGUACCGAUAUAUUCAACCUUGGGAAUCAGAAUUUAUUGAUUCUCAACGUGUUUGGGCUGAAUAUGCUUUGAAACGUCAAGAAGCUAAUGCUCAAAACCGACGGUUAACUCUUGAAGAUCUUGAAGACAGCUGGGAUCGAGGUAUUCCAAGAAUUAAUACGCUAUUUCAAAAAGAUCGUCAUACUCUUGCAUAUGACAAAGGUUGGAGAAUACGAACGGAAUUUAAACAGUAUCAAGUACUCAAGCAAAAUCCUUUUUGGUGGACACAUCAACGUCAUGAUGGUAAGCUGUGGAAUUUGAAUAAUUAUCGUACCGAUAUGAUUCAAGCUCUAGGAGGUGUUGAGGGUAUUUUAGAACAUACAUUAUUCAAAGGUACUUACUUCCCAACCUGGGAAGGUCUUUUCUGGGAAAAAGCAUCAGGUUUUGAAGAGUCUAUGAAGUACAAAAAAUUAACAAAUGCUCAAAGAUCUGGUCUUAAUCAAAUUCCCAAUCGUCGUUUUACUCUUUGGUGGUCACCCACGAUUAAUCGUGCCAAUGUUUACGUUGGUUUUCAAGUACAGUUAGAUCUUACUGGUAUAUUUAUGCAUGGUAAAAUUCCCACCUUAAAGAUAUCAUUAAUUCAAAUAUUCAGAGCUCACUUGUGGCAGAAAGUGCACGAGUCAAUUGUGAUGGAUCUUUGUCAAGUGUUUGAUCAAGAACUAGAUGCUUUAGAGAUUGAAACUGUACAAAAAGAGACAAUUCAUCCACGAAAGUCUUAUAAAAUGAAUUCAUCUUGUGCUGAUAUCCUUCUAUUCUCUGCUUAUAAAUGGAAUGUAUCCAGACCUUCACUUCUUGCUGACUCCAAAGACACAAUGGACAAUACAACUACUCAAAAGUACUGGAUUGAUGUUCAACUUCGAUGGGGAGAUUAUGAUUCUCACGAUAUUGAACGUUAUGCCCGUGCCAAAUUUUUGGAUUACACUACUGAUAAUAUGUCGAUUUAUCCAUCACCAACUGGAUUACUUAUUGCCAUUGAUUUGGCUUAUAAUCUCCAUAGCGCAUAUGGUCACUGGUUCCCAGGAUGUAAACCUCUAAUUCAACAAGCUAUGGCUAAAAUAAUGAAAGCUAAUCCUGCUCUUUAUGUAUUACGUGAGCGCAUUAGGAAAGCGCUGCAAUUGUAUUCUUCAGAACCUACUGAGCCGUAUCUUUCAUCUCAAAAUUACGGAGAACUUUUCAGUAAUCAAAUUAUUUGGUUCGUUGAUGAUACGAAUGUCUACAGAGUAACAAUUCAUAAAACAUUUGAAGGUAAUUUAACAACUAAACCUAUUAAUGGAGCUAUUUUCAUUUUCAACCCCAGAACUGGUCAGUUAUUCUUAAAAAUCAUUCAUACAUCUGUAUGGGCUGGACAAAAACGUCUUGGACAGUUAGCUAAAUGGAAAACUGCUGAAGAAGUAGCAGCUUUAAUUCGAUCACUUCCUGUUGAAGAGCAGCCUAAACAAAUUAUUGUAACAAGAAAGGGAAUGUUAGAUCCUCUUGAAGUGCAUCUUCUUGAUUUUCCUAACAUCGUUAUUAAAGGAUCUGAACUUCAAUUACCAUUCCAAGCUUGUCUUAAAGUAGAAAAAUUUGGAGAUUUGAUUUUAAAAGCUACGGAACCACAAAUGGUGUUAUUCAAUCUUUACGAUGAUUGGCUUAAAACAAUUUCAUCUUAUACUGCAUUUUCACGUCUUAUUCUCAUUCUUCGUGCAUUACACGUUAAUACAGAGCGAACUAAAGUUGUUCUUAAGCCGGAUAAAACGACAAUUACAGAGCCACAUCAUAUUUGGCCUUCUUUAACUGAUGAUGAAUGGAUUAAAGUUGAAGUACAACUUAAAGAUCUUAUCCUUGCAGAUUAUGGUAAAAAGAAUAAUGUUAAUGUGGCCUCAUUAACUCAAUCAGAGAUUCGUGAUAUUAUUCUUGGUAUGGAAAUUAGUGCACCAUCAGCUCAGCGUCAACAAAUAGCAGAAAUAGAGAAACAAACUAAAGAACAAUCACAGCUUACUGCUACCACCACAAGAACUGUUAAUAAACAUGGUGAUGAAAUCAUCACAGCAACUACAUCUAAUUAUGAAACACAAACAUUCAGUUCAAAAACUGAAUGGCGUGUUAGAGCAAUUUCUGCUACAAAUCUUCACCUCAGAACUAAUCACAUUUACGUAUCCUCUGAUGAUAUUAAAGAAACAGGGUACACCUAUAUUCUCCCGAAGAAUAUUCUUAAGAAAUUCGUUACUAUUUCUGAUCUGCGAGCUCAAAUUGCUGGAUAUUUAUAUGGAAUCAGUCCUCCAGAUAAUCCUCAAGUUAAAGAAAUUCGAUGUAUUGUGAUGGCACCACAGUGGGGAACUCAUCAAACUGUUCACUUACCUAAUUCACUUCCCAAUCAUCAAUACCUUAAAGAAAUGGAGCCACUCGGAUGGAUUCACACACAACCUAAUGAACUUCCACAACUAUCACCUCAGGAUAUAUCAACUCACGCUAGAAUUAUGGCUGAUAAUCCAAUUUGGGAUGGUGAAAAAACAAUUGUAAUCACAUGCAGUUUUACACCUGGUUCUUGUUCACUUACAGCUUACAAGUUAACACCCAGCGGCUUUGAAUGGGGCAAACAGAAUACUGACAAAGGCAAUAAUCCUAAAGGAUAUCUUCCUAGUCAUUAUGAAAAAGUUCAGAUGCUGCUGUCUGAUAGGUUCCUUGGAUUCUUCAUGGUUCCGAGUCAAGGAUCUUGGAAUUAUAAUUUUAUGGGUGUAAAACAUUCACCAACUAUGAAGUAUGAACUUCAACUGGCAAAUCCGAAAGAAUUUUAUCAUGAAGUUCAUCGACCUGGACACUUCUUAAACUUUUCUAGUUUAGAAGAUGGAGAUGGUGUGGGAGCUGAUCGUGAAGAUAUGUACGCUUAAAUAAAUUUCUUAUACGUACAAAGCACUACUUUUCUCAAUUGUAAAUAGUAGUGUUGAUUUAUUCCUUGUAGUGAUUGAUACAGUUAUAUUUUUAUUUUAAUUAAGUGAAAAGCAGUGACCGUAAUUGUAUUGAUAUGUAAGAUACUUUAAGACUCUUACAACUACAGUUGUAAAACACAGAUUUAGCAUUUUUCAUAAAUAAAUUGAUCAUUACAUGUA